Messenger RNA from Athene cunicularia (burrowing owl), 1073 nucleotides. RefSeq names its product superoxide dismutase 3 (gene SOD3). The transcript is spliced from 2 exons. Gene Ontology annotation, molecular function: copper ion binding; superoxide dismutase activity. NCBI's taxonomy places the organism in Eukaryota, Metazoa, Chordata, Aves, Strigiformes, Strigidae. Gene Ontology annotation, biological process: removal of superoxide radicals. The record is from RefSeq and is a predicted model, not a curated record. Bases 167 to 880 code for a protein of 237 amino acids.
CGUUACCUAACUUUUACACAAACACGCAGUUCCCAUAAGCAUCAACUUCAAACAGCUCAGGCUUUCUGUCUGAUCACAUCUCUGUUUAGGGGAGCAGAGGCAAAGAGCUACUACUGAGGGGUUCUGCAGCAACUCUGCAAGCUUCUUGUACCUUCUGCAGGCCAAGAUGCUUCUGCUUCUUUCUCUGGUCACUGGGCUUGCCCUGUCUGCCUCUGGUGUCAUGACAGACAAAGAAACGGAUCCAAGACAAGAGUCAUUUAAUGAUAUACAGAAAAAAGUGAAUGACCUCUGGCAGAAUUUGCUCUAUCCGGUAAUGCCUGGUAAUGAGACUGAUGGGAUGAUUUACACCACUUGUGAAAUGAAGCCUAGCUCCAAAAUAGAUGCUGACAAGCCACAAGUGACUGGACAAGUCUUAUUCAGGCAGCAUUACUCAUACGGAAGAUUAGAAGCCAUUUUUUACUUGGAUGGGUUUCCGUUGGAUAAUGAUCAAUCUGGUAGAGCUAUACACAUCCACGAGCUUGGGGAUCUCAGCAACGGCUGUGACUCUACAGGAGGACACUAUAACCCUUUCAGCGUGAAUCACCCCCGACAUCCAGGGGAUUUUGGCAACUUUUUUCCUAAAGAUGGCAAAAUCAGAAAAUACAAAACAAAUCUCUUUGCUACUAUGUUUGGUCCAUAUUCCAUCAUGGGCAGAUCCAUUGUGAUCCAUGAGCAGGAAGACGACAUGGGCAAGGGCAACAAUAAGGCCAGUUUGGAAAAUGGAAAUGCUGGGAAACGUCUGGCUUGCUGUGUGAUUGGGAUAUGCAACAAGAACUUGUGGGAAGAGAAACUGUCUGAGGUUACGGACAAGAAGAAGAGAGGGCUCAAUAAACGAACAUAGAAACAGGCUUAAGUGAAGACCAACAAGCCAGCUACAGCCUGGGCAGCACUAAGUACCUUACGCUGCGCCAUUAGCCACUAAGAUAUAUGGCUAAAGGAUUCCCAUUUUUUUUUGCUUGCUCCUCUAAGAAAUGCAUAUCACUUUGUAGAGCCUCCUUUCUGUAAGCCCAUCAAUAAAAACAGCAUCAACUCAA